UGGUUUUCCAUGGUGGAAGUGUGAUAUUAUCGCACUCAGGAAUCUGACAUUCGGGAUCUUUGGAAACGGGAAUAAACAGCUACAGUGGGAUUUUACAGUGGAAACGGUUUGACUCAGGCUGAGAGGAUGCACACUACUCGCAGUCCCACUUCCAUCCAGUCUGGAAUGGCCGGUGAUGCUCUGGAUCUGAGCUUGAGCGGAUCACAGCUUUCGAUGGGCUGCAGACCCAGCAGUGCAUCGCCAGGAAAACACUUCUCCCGCUCUAUAUCCGUGUCUGUGGCCAGCGAUGGACGUGGCAAACGCAACACACUGGUUGAUGGUGGGUUUGGGAGUUCCCGUGCCAUUAAGAAUCUGCGGCGAUCGAACAGCACCACGCAGGUGAACCAGCAGGCCAACGCUCGACCCGGUGAAGGCCAUACGGAGGAUUUCUUGGCUCUGUUUGACAGCAGUACCGAUGGCCGCCGGAAACUAGCCAGCCUCACUAAGGCCUCCACAGACCACACAACAUGGAACAUUCUGGACGACCAGCCACGAGCGUUCCCGUUGCCCUCCAGCUCCCGCAGCACCUGCAGUAUGGAUUCCCCCACUGGCCCGAAGAAAAGGGAUCCUGGUGUCUCCCUGGCUGAUAAUUUCACUGCCAACAACAGGAGCAGUAAAGCAGCUGUGGGUAACUCCGUGACAACCAUGCUGCACAACAACCACUCGGACAAGCCUCUUACACCCAAGAGCUCCAAUCAGAAACCCUGCUUCAAUAACCUCAUCAAAGCCACCGUGAACGAUGAGGGGACAUUAGAGAGCAGCUCUCUCACCAAGUCUCAGAAGAACUUCUCAGCUUCAUCAGGCUCCAAUAACAACGUUUCCAGCUCCCGGAGCCCUCGCAGACGAGAGGUCACAGAGGAGGAGGCCGAGAGGUUUAUCCAGCAGGUCAGCCACGCAGCAAUCACUAUCCAGCGCUGGUACCGGUGCCAUGUCAGCAGGAGGAAAGCAAAUGAAACCGCCCUCAAGCAACUGCUCACUUCCAAAAGAAAGGAAAGGGAGCAACAACAGUUGGACGAAAAGGCUGUGAAACCACAGAAGAAGAAAGAGGAGGACAGGAAACGCAUCAGAGAGGAGAAGGCCCGUCUGGCCCGGCUCACUGCUAUCCAGGAGCUGCAGCAGAAGAGGGCACAGCGAACUGAGGAGGUACGGCAAAUAGCAGAACAGGAAGUGGAUGCCCUGCAGCAGGCUGGAAAAGCAGGGCGUAAGAAACUCGCUCACAGUUUGCCUACCUCUCCGACAGCCGCCAAGGCCAAGAACACAGAUUCCAAUCUCAAUUUGGAGAGCGAACUGGAAGAUGUUGCCAAUCUGAGGGCAGCGUCGCCCAUAGUGUCAACACGAAGAGGCUCUCAGUGUUCUCAGGAGAUUCUGCAGCGGUCUGUGAGUGUAGAGGACCAUAGACAGGGGGCACCAUCGAGCAGAGCUCAUUCUAAAACGACGCUCAAUGACCUGCUGGAUUCCCUCAAACUCCUAGAGGAGGGACCACAGAGACUGUCUGAGGCUAAGAGCUACAGGAAGGAGAAGUACGCUUGGAUUGAUGAGGACGGAGGGUCCAUCACCCUAACCACAGAUAACGUGGAGAGGCACGGGCAGCUGAGCCAGAGCCCUGUGCUGUCAGAUGGCGGAGCUUUAUUGUCUGAGGCCAAGCUGCAGAGCAUCAUGAGCUUCCUGGAUGAGAUGGAGAAGUCCGAGCAGGAGAGGCCACGUUCGGUUACCUCAGGAUCGCACAGAGAGGUGCUGCUGUCUGAAGAGGAGCUGGCUGCCGUGGAUCAGGCUUCUGCUACUGCUGCUGAGCUUACCGGCUCUAUAAUGAGGCUCAAACUGGAGCUGGAGGAAAAGAAACGCGCUGUCACCAUGCUACAGUCCGCAUUGACUCAGCAGAGAGAACUGACGCUCCAUCACGUGAAGGAGACGGAGAAAGAGCUCAGCCAAAACUUCCAGCUACAGAAACAACAAUACGAGGCGACAAUCCAAAGACACCUGGCUUUCAUCGACCAGCUGAUCGAUGACAAGAAGGCCCUGAGUGAGCGCUGUGAGGGUGUGGUGGCCGAGCUCAAGCAGGCCGACCAGAAAUACACAAAAAAGAUCAACCAGAUGCAGGAGCAGCAUGAACUGGAGAUUAAAAAACUGAAAGAGCUGAUGAGCGCCACAGAAAAGAUCCGGCGAGAGAAGUGGAUUGACGAGAAGACCAAGAAGAUCAAGGAAAUCACUGUUAAAGGCCUGGAGCCAGAGAUCCAAAAGCUAAUCUCCAAGCACAAGCAGGAGCUGACGAAGAUGAAGGUGAUGCAUGAGGCAGAGUUGCUCCAAGCAGAUGAGAGAGCAGCACAGCGCUACGUCCGGCAGAUCGAGGAGCUCCGACAGCAGCUGGAGAGAGAUAGAGACGAACAGUGUCAGCGUGAGAGAGAGCUCGCCAAGCAAAGGUUUGAGAAGCAGCUGCAGGAAGAAGAGAAUGCCUUACAGCAGCAGAGGAGGCGGCUCUACAAGGAAGUUGCUGAUGAAAAGGAGCGACUUGCCCAACAAGCUACAAGGCAGCAUGCUGAGCUGGAGGUGUUGAAGACUCAGUUGGAGAACAGUAGCUCCCUGGCUAAUCGCACUCUUAGGGAAGAGCUGGAGAAGAGCCGAGAGGAGCAGGAGAGGCGGCACCAGGUGGAAAUGAAGGCUCUGCGGGAACGGCUGGAAAUAGAGAAACAGACAUGGGAAGAAAAUUACAUGAAAAAAGAAGAAGUGCGGCAACUCACCCGAGAGCGAGAGCUGAAAGAGGAAGUGCGCCGGGGGCGGGACAAAGAGAUCGAGUUGGCCAUUCAGAGGUUAGAAGAGGAGACGAGCGGCGCCAGAGAAGAGUGCGAGAGAGCUGCUAACAACCGUGUAAAGCGUGUGAGGGAAAAGUACGAAGCAGAACUAAGAGAGCUGGAGCGCUCCGAGCAGGCGGCGCUGGAGAAACAUCGGGAGAUGAAAAAGAAGCACGCCGAGAUGGAAGGAGAGCUUCUCCGCUUGCAGUCCCUUCUCACGCAGAAAGAGCAGGAGAUCACUGAUAUCAUGCAGAUCCGGGAUAAGUUGUCAAAAGAGAGACAGAGCUUAGCUGAGGUCAUCAGAGAGGAGUUUGCGGAAAGACUGGUUGUAAUGGAGGAAGAGAACAAGAGGAUGAAGGUAGAGGUGGCUGAGGUGCGUGCCAGACUCCGGCUGGAGGUGGAGCGAAUCAGCAGAGAGAAAGAAGAAGAGCUGGCUGAGGUCCAUCAGCGGGUGAAAUCAGCUAUUUUGAAGAACGAAGAAACUGUGAAGAACUUGCAAAAGGAGUGUGAGGCUGCGGUAAAGAGAGCAAAUCACCUGCAGGCCCUGUUGGAGCAGAAGAGAAAACAGUAGUUUGGGAAAUGAUUCCUACGCCUCUCUGUUUUCCCUUAUCACUGAAAAGAAGAAGAAGGAGGGAGGGAGGAAGGAUGGUUCUGCCACAUUCCCACAUUUGGCAUGACAGUGUUGUCUUUCCCUUGGCAACAGAAAUUGAACCAAGAGGAGAAAGCUUUUCUCAGUGCAAAAUAGAGCCAAGAGGCUUUUGUCUCAGCUUGGACUACACAAAUUUCUCUCGACACAGACGGAAGGAGAGGAAAAAGCAGUGGACAGAGGCGGUCGAAAGGGAAAUAAUUUUUCUGACAGACAUUUUCUCCAUACGAGUAGACUCGGGGUGGGAAAGGCCCUUGCUGGGUACACAAGCAUUCACAAUAAGCACUUUUAGAUAGUCCAUACUCUUUGUGCUGUCCUUUCUUUGAAGCAACUCAGUGUGUGGGAGGGGUGGAAGAGAGAGAAGGAAAGCAUUAAAGAGAGGGAUUAGAUAGAAAAUUAGAAGCAACAGAAAUAAACAGCUGUCAACCACACAAUAUCCUACCCUGUGGCUGUUUCAAAGCCGUUCCCCUGCCUCAGGCUGCACCUUCUAUACAGUAUUACAGGAAGAGGGAGGGCGAACUCGAACCCACACACCUUCCCCGGUGUGUCCUGUACAAAUACCUUUUGUCUCGGGUCUCCCCAGGGUUCAUCCAAAGUAGUGGGAUCACAGCAUGCUCACUGAACCAUGCAGGUCUUAUGACCAGUCAAGCCCUGCAUUUGAAGUGUGUUAGAGGUCUAAGCAGAGUUGUUCUAGUUGGGUUUCAAACACAGAAUAUUCUCGAAACUUGAUAUGUUGACAGAAUGAGGGAGAGAAGGAAAUUGCUUGAAACAGCGAACACAUGGGUAUGUUUUCGGAUAGGAGAAUGGCAGGUGUGUACACGAGUAGCGUUUACGAUAAAAGAGUCCCAAAGUAGGUCUUAAAGGAACAGUCCACCGUA
Molecule: messenger RNA, 4349 nt
Organism: Neoarius graeffei (lesser salmon catfish)
Lineage: Eukaryota; Metazoa; Chordata; Actinopteri; Siluriformes; Ariidae
Gene: cep131
Product: centrosomal protein 131
Exons: 26
Coding region: 127-3396 (1089 amino acids)
Biological process (GO): regulation of centrosome duplication; cilium assembly; intraciliary transport involved in cilium assembly
Cellular component (GO): centriolar satellite
Molecular function (GO): protein binding
Source: RefSeq, a predicted model, not a curated record